Molecule: messenger RNA, 735 nt
Organism: Setaria italica (foxtail millet)
Lineage: Eukaryota; Viridiplantae; Streptophyta; Magnoliopsida; Poales; Poaceae
Product: binding partner of ACD11 1-like
Exons: 2
Coding region: 1-735 (244 amino acids)
Source: RefSeq, a predicted model, not a curated record
AUGGGUCGACGCCCUCCCUCCCCAGUCGCGCGUGACGACGACCCGCGGUCCUCCGUUCUGUCCCGUCUCGUCUCGCCCGAGGCCUCGCCGGGCGCGCUAGGCGCCCUGCCCGCAGCUCCGUCGUCGCCCCGGCCGGUCUGCGACCGAAGACCGGCCGUUGCCGCGUCGGUACCAAGCAUGUGUGGCGAUGUUGCUGUGAAUAUCACACCGGUGGAAGACUAUGAACUGCCACCGGAAGCCUACUCCAACACGAAACAUGGACUCAGCUCGCCGCGAACGCCGACCGGAGCGGCGGUGAGGAAGGCGGAGGAGGUGGUGAGCACGAUGCUGGCGAGGGGCUUCGUGCGGAGCAAGGACGCGCUGCGGCGCGCGCAGUCCUUCGACGAGUGGCACCAGCAGCUGCUGUCGUCGGCGACGUCGCGCGUGGCGUCGCUGGACCGUCGGCUCAGGCUCAGCGACAAGUUUAGCCUCGGCACGGCGGUGGCCCGCGGCACGGCACGCGGCGUCAACAAGCGAUUCAACGUCACGGAGCGCUCCUGGGGGACGUUGGCCGCGGCAGGGGAAGUCGUCGCGGGGUCCCCCUACGCGUCGCGCGGCGUCACGUGGGUGUCGGCGGCGGUGGGCGCCGUCGCCAGGGCUGCGUCCGACGUCGGUGCCAUGACCGUCGAGAAGGUGGCGAGGGCUGAGGGGGAGGGCACGGCCGCGGAUGGUGCCGGCAGCGGCGGCGCGCGUUGA